UUAUGAUUCGCUCGACCCGCCUGGUCGCCUCACUCUACUCGCCCGAGUCCGGCUGCGUCUUCCUCUCUCUCCGCCGUUCUCUGAACUCCCUCGCGCAAUUCUCCACCGUCAGGAAUCUCAGAUUUGCGUCCUCUACCAUCGACGGCGGUCUGCGUCAGCGCGAACCGAUACGCCCCCUGAUGGACGCGGAAUCACCUUUGCCCGACCCGGCGUCAGCCGAAAACUUUGUCCACGUCGAGAACCCUAUGAUUGAGGAUUUGUCCGAUAGCAUCGUAGGCGUCGAUGCGCCGAGGGAUGAGUACGACGACGGCAUUUCGAUGACCGCCGUGGCUGAGAGUUUCGAACAGAGGAGGUUUCUUCCUGAGGAGCUGUCGAGGAGCGUGGUGGUGCUCACUUGUGAGUCCACGGCUGAGGGCGGCGUUUGCGACGUGCAUCUGGUUGGAACGGCACACGUUUCGGUGGAGUCGUGCAGAGAAGUUGAAGCCGUGAUCAGCUAUUUGAAACCAGAGGUUGUCUUCUUGGAGUUGUGCUCGAGUCGAGUGGCGGCACUCACCCCUCAGAAUUUGAAGGUACCGACGAUGGGAGAAAUGAUUGAAAUGUGGAAGAAAAAGCACAAUGCCUUUGGCAUUGUUUACAGCUGGUUCCUUGCAAAGGUUUCAAGUAGGCUUGAGGUGUUUCCCGGUGCUGAGUUUCGUGUAGCAUAUGAAGAAGCAAUGAAGUAUGGUGGUAGGGUGAUACUUGGUGAUCGCCCAGUGCAGAUUACCUUACGAAGGACGUGGGCAAAGAUGCCACUUUGGCAUAAGAUAAAACUGCUAUAUUCCUUACUUUUCCAAGCUGUCUUUCUACCAAGUCCCGAUGCUCUUAAUAGUAUGCUUAAGGAAAUGGAUGAUGUUGACAUGCUGACGCUUGUGAUUCAAGAGAUGAGCAAGGAGUACCCCACUCUAAUGGAAACACUCGUACAUGAGCGAGAUCAGUACAUGUCAUCUACAUUACUGAGAAUUGCCAGCGAGCAUCGUUCAGUAGUUGCAGUAGUGGGAAAGGGGCACCUCCAAGGAAUUAAGAAGCAUUGGCAGCAGCCUGUUGUGGUGAAGGAUCUUAUGGUAAUUCCAUCACAAAAGUCCUUUUUUACCACCGCAAGGAUCCUUAAAUCUUUGGGUGUCGCGGUAACUGGGGUGGCCAUAGUAUCAGGCAUCUAUCUUGCAUCCAAGAGGAAGUAAAGCUCAGAAAUAUACACCAUGUGAUUCUUUGUUGUUGAGCAAUACUACCGAUUACCCGAGGGAAAAUGUACUAGAAGUAGAGUUUUUUUUUUCCUCCCACCCAAAUAUCUGAAUCCAUUAUACUGCCAACCAAUUGGUGUGGAUUUUCGCAGUUGCCCGUCGGAGGCGGCCAACUGCCUUUGUUAUUUUCGUUUUAUACAGUUUGUGUUGCAUUACCUGUACUUUUAAGCCGUUUUUGCCCUUUGAUCAACAGAAUGUUUCUCUGAUUUUGUAAA
Messenger RNA from Pyrus x bretschneideri (Chinese white pear), 1492 nucleotides. RefSeq names its product traB domain-containing protein. Lineage: Eukaryota; Viridiplantae; Streptophyta; Magnoliopsida; Rosales; Rosaceae. The coding region runs from base 3 to 1217 and encodes 404 amino acids. The transcript is spliced from 9 exons. The record is from RefSeq and is a predicted model, not a curated record.